AUGAGGCCGAACAAGGCUGCGGUUAACGGACCUCUGUUCGAACAUAACAUUGAAUCAUUACGAACUGGAUUCCAGCUAUUAGAUCCUAAUCGAACUGGCUUCAUUUCCUAUAAACAGCUCUGCAACCACUGGGAUGAACUUCCGGUGCUUGGCACACCCAAAAACUUUCUGGAAGAUCUGCACGAUAUGACUCUGCCUGACGGAACACUAACUUAUGAUCGAUUCAUCGGUGCAGCACAAAGCACUGUCAACGGCCAGUUGAACGGCACGAAAAACGACCUCGAAAAGUAA
Gongylonema pulchrum is the source of this 291-nucleotide messenger RNA. The record is from the annotation of a GenBank genome assembly. Lineage: Eukaryota; Metazoa; Nematoda; Chromadorea; Rhabditida; Gongylonematidae.